Messenger RNA from Megalops cyprinoides (Indo-Pacific tarpon), 1367 nucleotides. Its product is annotated as RIMS-binding protein 2-like. Lineage: Eukaryota; Metazoa; Chordata; Actinopteri; Elopiformes; Megalopidae. The coding region runs from base 1 to 714 and encodes 237 amino acids. The transcript is spliced from 8 exons. The record is from RefSeq and is a predicted model, not a curated record. Gene Ontology annotation, biological process: neuromuscular synaptic transmission. Gene Ontology annotation, molecular function: protein binding.
AUGGUUGAGCUGGACGUGUAUCUGUACCCAGAUGGCGUGAGGGUGGUCACCCCGGAGGGCGAGGAGGAUGUGGUCCCCAGGAGACUGGUGGAAAAGGACGAGGUGCGGAUAUUCGUGGCCCUCUUCCCGUACGACCCUGCCGUCAUGUCCCCCAACCCAGACGCCUCAGAGGAGGAGCUACCCUUCAAGGAGGGGCAAAUCAUCAUGGUGUACGGCGAUAAAGACGCAGACGGUUUCUACCGCGGGGAGUCCCUCGGCCGCUUCGGCUACGUGCCCUGCAACAUGGUGUCCGAGAUCCACGUGGAGGACGAGAAGGCCAGGGCACAGCUGCUGAAGAAGGGAUUCCUGUCUCCGGAGUCCUCGAUUGAAAAGAAAGAUCCCAAACAGCCUCCCAACGGGCCCAAAAGCAGAGCUCCUCGCAGGAUGGUGGCCAUCUUCGAUUAUGACCCCCAGGAGAGCUCCCCCAACACAGACAUCGAGGCGGAGCUAUCCUUCUCUUCAGGGGAUAUUAUCUACGUGUUUGGCGACAUGGACGAGGACGGGUUCUAUUAUGGAGACCUUAACGGGCAGCGGGGCCUGGUGCCGUCCAACUUCCUCCAGGCCCUUCCGGAACCCGUGGAACCGGCACCUGCUAGCGAGGAACAUGACCAAGAGGUCCUGGAGAAAAGGCGAGCAACCCAGAAACGGAGGGGGAGUGUCUUCAUCAAGUCCUGAGUAUGACAGUGACCGUGUGAAAAGAAGACUCAAACACCAGUGAGAAGAUCAGAGGAAACCCGAGCAUCAGACCCAGCUCCUCACAGCUUUCCUCCCCAGCUCCAUCGCCAUGGGAAACCCCGCAGAGAUGGACACCUCAACCUCUCUCCACUGACAGAACCUCACUUUGAUGCAAACACUGAAUUUUCAGCGCUCACUACCCCUGACUCCGGCCUGGGGGGUAACUGGAUCAGUACAAGACACAUUCUGGGUCCAGAGUUACACAUCUGAGCAUGCUCAACCCAACUGAAAACAUGGCGGAACAAUGGAAAGCAGUGAACCAGGCCAUGAUCUAGCAACAGUGGGAAAAGGGAACUGUCAACAGAACAUUCACAUUUGAAGUACUGAAGGCCUGUAGGACUGAAACAAUCAUCUUUCCUCUUCCGACAGUCAGUAUGGAACUCAUAGUAUUCCAUCACUCUGUAUAAUGUUGUAUGGGCUUGGUGGACAAAAACUAUUCUCCUAACACAUGUAAUUCAGGAAAUGGACAGUUGUGAAUUUCUCUAUGCUGCUGCUACAGCUUGUGUUACCUUCUGCAUCCAGCGGGACUGUCAUCAAGUCAGUUAUCCUUCUUUACUUCUUUUUUUUAAUCUACUUUUGAUGGAAGAGUGCAA